AUGACCGAAGCUCCUCAAGUAAUGGCCGAAGAAGAUGGUGGAAGAGUUGAAAUUAAUGAUAAUAUGUGUGAAAUGAUUAAUGAUGUAUUUGCAGAUCAUUCCUUUAAUAACGACAUGACGGAUGAUGACGAGAUGGGUGCAGAGUCAAGCCAUACUAGAAGUCAAGAUGGGACAAAUUUCUUUGAAUUAAUGCAAGAUGGACAACAAAGUUUAUAUGAAGGAUNUGAUAAAUAUUCGAAACUUUCAUUCUUGGUGAAGUUGUAUCACAUCAAAUGUCUAUGCAGAAUAAGUGACAAAGCUAUGUCCAUGAUACUAGAGUUGCUAGCAGAUGCAUUUCAACAUGCUANAAUUCCAAAUUCAUUCUAUGAAGCCAAAAAAGUCAUUAACAAGCUUGGUCUUCAUUACACCAAAAUUGAUGCUUGCUCGAAUGAUUGUAUGUUGUAUNUUGGAGAAGACAAAGAUAGAGAUUCUUGUAAGAAAUGUAAGACAUCAAGAUGGAAUCCAAAAAAGAGAAAUACAAUUGGUGAUGAUGUUGUUCUUAAUAAGCGAAAGAAGAUUCCUGCAAAGGAAAAAAUUCAAGCAUAUGAAUCUACAACACCGUCUCAAUCAAAAGAAAUAUCAAGUUCAGAUUCAUUGGCUCAUGUUUUAGGAAGUCAAGAGCAUAGUGGACGUGUUCGCGGUCUAGGUUUGGGUCCUUGUCCAUCUAAAGUCUUUGGAGUCCAUACUCGUUCUCAUAGUGGAUCAUCUUCAUCUACUCCUUUUAAUGCUGAAUUACAAUCUCAGGUAUCUUCACUGACUUCUUCUAAUGUUCAAUUACAUUCUCAGGUAUCUUCAUUGACAUCACAAGUUAGUGAAAUGAAGGCAAUGAUGACACUUUUGUUGCAAAAUCAUCAAGGCUCAUUGCCUUUACAAUUUGCAGUAUUUCAACGAUCAUCGGUUGUUAAUGGAGAACAGCAAAUCAGAUGCCUUCCAAAGGAGAGGGAAGCACUCCUCCGAUUCAAGGCUGCCAUUGUCGAUCACAACAGCAUGCUCUCAUCUUGGAGCACUCCUCACUGCUGCCAAUGGGAGGGGAUUCGCUGCAGCAACCUCACCUCCCAUAUUAUAAGCCUCGACCUUCAUGGAGAUGAAGAAUAUGAAGAAUGUUAUAUGAGCGGAGAGAUCCACAAAUCGUUGAUGGAGUUGCAACAAUUACAGUAUUUGAACCUCAGUUACAAUUAUUUUGGAGGAACUCAUAUCCCAAAGUUUCUUGGUUCUCUCAGAAACUUGAAAUACCUUGAUUUGUCUCAUUGUGAUUUUGGCGGAAGAAUUCUAAGUCAGUUAGGUUCUCUUUCUCAUUUGAAAUACUUAAAUCUUGCUUUGAAUUAUUUAGAGGGUUCAAUCCCUCAUCAGCUUGGAAAUCUCUCCCAAUUGCAGCAUCUUGAUCUCAGAGGCAAUCUUUUAGAAGGAAAUAUAGCACCUCAACUGGGAAAUCUCUCCCAAUUGCAUGAGCUCUAUCUUGGACAAUAUUACGAUCUCAAAAUUAGUGACGGAGUGAUUGCAAAGCUACCCAAACUAAGAGAACUAAGUUUAGUUGAUUGUAGCCUUUCCGAUCAUUUGAUUCUGUCAUCCAAACAUUCUAAGUUCAAUUUCUCUACAUCCCUCUCUGUCCUUGAUCUAAGCGAUAACACCUUCACAUCACCAAUGGGUUCCAUAUCAAGUGAUUUUGGCAUAGUCAUGAAUUCGCUUAAGCAUCUUGACCUCUCCUCUAAUUAUUUCGAGGCUAGGGAUUUGAAAUCCUUCAUUAAUAUAUGCACCUUACAUUCUUUAUACCUGUCUUCUAACAAUUUCACUGAAGACCUUCCCUCCAUUCUCGGUAAUUUGUCAAGUGGAUGCGUCAGACACUCAUUGCAAGAAUUGGAUUUGAGUGUUAAUUACAUCAGUGACACUUUGUCUGACAUUUUAGUAUUCUCCUCUUUGAAAUCAUUGUUUCUUAGUGAAAAUCAGUUAAGCGGAAGGAUACCCGAAGGUGGGAAGUUACCAUCUACUUUGGAGGAUUUGUCAGUUCGGUCAAAUUCAUUUGAAGGUGGAAUUCCAAAAUCAUUGGGCAAUGCAUGUUCUUUGUUGUCAUUGGACAUUUCUAGUAAUGGCUUGAGUGAUGAUCUUCCGAUGAUAAUUUCUCACUUGUCUGGAUGUACUAGAUAUUCAUUGCAAGAAUUAAGACUAAACAUGAAUCAAAUCAGUGGCACACUACCUGACUUUUCAACAUUCAUAUCUUUAAAAAUAUUAUAUCUUUACAACAAUAAGCUAAAUGGAGAGAUUCCUAUGGACAUUCAAUUUCCACCUAAAUUGGAGGAGCUCUAUAUCUCUUCAAAUUCUUUAAAAGGUUUGCUGACUGACUACCACUUUUCUAAUAUGUCUAAGUUAGAGUACUUGGAUUUAUCUGAUAACUCAUUGGGCUUGACAUUCACUCAAAACUGGAUUCCACCUUUUCAAUUGCUAUCUAUACAUUUGAGAUCUUACAAGCUAGGUCCAACAUUUCCCAUGUGGUUGCAGACACAAAAUAAAUUUGUCACUAUUGACAUUUCGAAUGCUACAAUAUCAGGUAUUAUUCCUGAAUGGUUUUGGGCUAAAUUACCUCUACAAAAAGUGUUGAGAGUGGAUAUUUCAUUCAACAAUCUACAAGGUACAAUUCCAAAUGUUUCAUCAACAUAUGUUUCUACUUUCAUGAACCUUGGAUCAAAUCAAUUUGAAGGUUCUAUUCCUCUAUUUCUAAGGAAUUAUGCAAUUCUUGAUCUAUCGAAAAAUAAAUUUUCAAAUACUCUUUCAUUUUUGUGUGGAGAUGAUGCAAUUUCAAUUCAAAAUCAUUUAGACAUUUCAUACAAUCAGUUAUCCGGAAAUAUCGCAGAUUGUUGGAAACAAAUUAACUCACUAGUUUAUUUAGAUUUAAGCCACAAUAACUUUUACGGAAAAAUUCCAACUUCAAUGGGAUGGCUUCUUGAUCUUGAAGCAUUAUUGUUGAGAAACAACAAUUUAGUAGAAGGAAUCCCUUUCUCCAUAAAAAAUUGCACAUGGCUAAUAAUGCUUGAUUUGUCAGAAAACAAAUUGUCAGGAUCUAUCCCUGAUUGGAUUGGGACAAAAGAAGAGUUGAAAAUAUUAACUUUGGGAAAAAAUCAAUUCUUUGGGAGUUUACCAAUCACGGUUUGUUGUUUAAGAAGCAUUCAGGUCUUAGAUCUCUCAUUGAACAAUUUAUCUGGUAAAAUUCCUAAAUGCAUAAACAACCUUACUUCAAUGGCCGCCGAAACAGAAUAUUAUUUUUCUGUAUCUCAUUCAUAUGAUUUGAAAGCAUGGUUGACAUGGAAAGGUUCAAAACAAUUUUUUAUGGAUGAAAGUCUGGAACUUUUGAAAAAGAUUGAUCUCUCAAGCAAUCAUUUUUCAGAAGAAAUUCAUGUAGAAAUAGAGAAAUUAUCUGCAUUGAUUUCAUUGAACUUAUCAAGAAACAAUUUGAUUGGAAAAAUUCCUUCAAGCAUUGGAAACUUAACAUCACUUGAGAGUCUUGAUUUGUCAAGAAACCAGUUGGUUGGUUCAAUUCCUUCAAGUCUUGCUCAAAUUUAUUUUCUUAGUGUGUUAGAUUUAUCUUAUAAUCAUCUAAGUGGAGAAAUUCCAACAAGCACACAAUUACAGAGUUUUANUACAUCCANNUAUGANGAUAAUCUUGGUCUNUGUGGACCNCCACUUGAGAAGUGUAUUGAGGGUGGGUUUGCACAAGAACCAAAUGUUGAAGUUGAUGAAGAUGAAUAUUCAUUAUUAAAUAAUGAUUUUUUUAUAAGUAUGGCAUUUGGAUUUGUUGUAAGUUUCUGGAUAGUAUUUGGCUCAAUCUUAUUCCGACGUUCUUGGCGACAUGCCUAUUUCAACUUCUUAAACAACUUAGAAGACAUUGCUCACGUCAAAAUAGUGCUCUUUGCUAGACUACUUAAGCUCAACAAAGAUUAA
Messenger RNA from Vigna radiata var. radiata (mung bean), 3969 nucleotides. RefSeq names its product receptor-like protein 12. The record is from RefSeq and is a predicted model, not a curated record. Lineage: Eukaryota; Viridiplantae; Streptophyta; Magnoliopsida; Fabales; Fabaceae. Bases 1 to 3969 code for a protein of 1322 amino acids. The transcript is spliced from 7 exons. Gene Ontology annotation, molecular function: protein binding.